Molecule: messenger RNA, 612 nt
Organism: Jatropha curcas
Lineage: Eukaryota; Viridiplantae; Streptophyta; Magnoliopsida; Malpighiales; Euphorbiaceae
Source: RefSeq, a predicted model, not a curated record
AUGGCUAGAGGCAAGACGGUUGAUUCAGACACGUUUGGCAGUGGUCCGCAUGGAGGUCGUGGCCGAGGACGCAGUACACGUGGACAAGGAGGGACUAUCCCUCCUUCUUCUUCAAGUAUGUCUAGGGCUUCAUCCUUUGCUCAGCCUCCCAUGCCACCAUCACUUCCUUCAGUUCCUUUCUCUUCUGCCCCAAUUCCUAGACCAGUAGAGUCUUCACCAGCUUCACAGUCACCUACUGUACCAGAGCCACGUAACAAAACUCAGUUUGGUGCGGAUUACAUAUAUCCAUCCUCUCGAGCAUCAAGGCAAAAUAUGAGGAUAAUCAAGCUACAUCCGGAUAAAGAUGGAUACACGUGGGAUGCCAUACCACAAGAGGCGAGAGACUUUUAUUGGAUACGAAAAAGCGGUAAGAAGCAGCAGUGCGUGUCUCAAGAGAUAUGGGAGAGCUGGCAAAAGGCUUGGGAGGAUUCUGCAUUUAUGAGAAAGCGUGAGAUAUUUGCACAAAACAGGCGAAGUGAGACUGGCGGUGAUGGAGCAGGACCUUCUCGACAAACAGGCGGAUCAAUAUUUGCUAUAGAGACAUCUCGAUUAUUAGUGAGUCAACUAGUCUAG